GGAAGAUAGAAAUAUUUUUGCAUUUUUCACACCCCUCGGUAAUCUGAAAAUCAAAGGAGCCGCCCUAAAACCGAACAGCAGUCGGCACUGUCGGCGGUUAAGCGCAUCAAAGAGAACGUGGAAAACCUAUCCUAUCGUAAAUUGUAAUUGCUACUAAUAAAACACGGAUUACUGUCAGGGAAAUCAGAGGACUGGCAUAAUAUUUAAAAUAUGAAUGCGGCACGUUUGAUGAGUUGCCCUAGUAGGUAUUAUUUUCAAUGGAUGCAAGUAACUAGUUAAAUUUUUUGCGUGAAUUUCGGAAUCGGCACUGGCAGCUCGUCAGUCCUAUUUUUCCGUCCAUGCAAUACACUCAGAAUCGAGAACUAACCACUAUAGAGUUGUCGCCAGUAAUUUUUAAACAUUACUAGUGCAAUUUUUAGUAUAAAUAAAUUUUGUGGGAACUUAUCUUCAGAUCUACUUGUUCAUUCUUUUUUUCGCAAUGUCAAGAAAACGUGAAAGUGGUUGUGAAUAUAGAAAACGAGCAAAGGAAAGAUCAGAAAAAAAUGAGGAACUGGUGAAGAAGAUUCCCAAGAUUGACACCUUUUUACAAAAAGGUGAUAAAAAACAAAAAGUGGACUCGACAGAGCUGAGUGAAAUUCAACAAGAAUUCGAUCAACCUUCAACAAGUGGUAACAACACAUCAAACAAAGCUGAAAGCAUUAUGGAGAUUCCGGAACAAGUGGAAUCUUGUGAAAAUCCGAAAAAAGCUUUUCCAGAAAUUAGCGGCAGUUCAGAUAACUUCAGUUAUGAUCCAGCUCUGUGGGAUGAAAUAACAGAGGAGUUGAGGCAGAAUUUUAUCAAUCGUGGAAUUAAACAAAAUAUUGAUUUAUUAGAUUUUGAAGCUUCAAGAAGGAAUUACAAUGAUCGCGUUCGAUAUUGUUCGAAAGGAUUGUUUAAAACCCGAUUGAAAAAUGCCGAGACUCACACUCGCGAUUUCUUGAUUUACUCUGCCAGCACAGGACGUCUCUACUUUCUGCCAUGCCGUUUAUUCAAUGGAAAAGGUCCAUUUGCAUCUACCGGAUUUAAUGAUUGGAAAAAUCCUAUUACUAUUGAACAGCACGAGAAUUCACAGAAUCACAAAAAUUGUGUCCUAAUUUUACUCCAAAGGCAAAAAGCAGCUGGCCAGGUAGAUGCACUUCAUGUUAAAGAAUACAAGCGGGAAGUACAGUACUGGAGAGAAGUUUUAAAGAGAGUUGUUGCAGCGAUCAAGGCAUUGGCAUCAAGAGGACUUUCAUUCAGGGGUUCGACGGAAGUAUUUGGUAGUCUACAUAAUGGCAAUUAUAUGAUGCUAUUAGAAUUUCUAGCUGAAUUUGACCCUUUUCUUGCUGAUCACAUUGAAAAGCACGGAAAUCAAGGCAGAGGGAACGUCUCUUACUUGUCAUCAUCGAUUUGUGAAGAAAUUAUCCAAAUUAUGGCUACAGAAGUUCUAAAAUCAAUUGAUCAGGAAGUUACAGAAGCCAAAUACUAUUCAAUAAGCGUAGACUCCACACCAGAUAUAACGCAUACCGAUCAACUGGCUUUUAUUACUCGCUAUAAUAAAGAAGAAUGAAAACCAGUGGAAAGAUUUUAAGGAUUUAUACCAAAUCCGGGACACAAGGCUGAAGACCUUUAUAACGCUGUUAUUAAGAUG
Harmonia axyridis is the source of this 1669-nucleotide messenger RNA. RefSeq lists its product as uncharacterized. The transcript is spliced from 2 exons. NCBI's taxonomy places the organism in Eukaryota, Metazoa, Arthropoda, Insecta, Coleoptera, Coccinellidae. The coding region runs from base 479 to 1588 and encodes 369 amino acids. The record is from RefSeq and is a predicted model, not a curated record.